AUGGAGCAUGAUCUUCUGAUAGUGGUCGAUGCAACGGCGUCGAUGGGCUAUUAUCUCACGUCUCUCAACACCUCCAUUCCCCAGAUCAUCUCCAUCUCUGCCCUUACCGGAUGCUUUUCUCGCAUUGGACUGCUCGCGUAUAGAGACUACGACCACUGUGAUGCCCGGCUGCUGGAAUGGUCCGGCUGGCUUGAAGAGUCCAAGGCCACCGGGACUGCUGGGCCUGACAUUCUCGCCCUGGCAAAGUCGUUGGAGCCAUGCGGUGGCUGGGAUGUACCUGAGGCCGCAAAGACGGCGCUGGCAAGGGCCUACGAAUUGAUGCGAUCGGACGCAAAGACGACACUAUUGUUCUAUACAGAUGCCCAUCCUCAUGUUGGAGUCGUGGAUAAGCAGACGACAAGCCGUCCCGUCAUCCCCAACGGCUCGCUGGAGAAACAGGCACUCUCAGAUCCCUCCUCGUACGGCGGGUUUGGCCCACACUUCGUGGACUGGGUUUCGGCAUGUACGUUUCUGCGCAAGGGUGAGAAAGCAGUACAGGUGUUUUGCUUGCUUGCGCCUUCAAUGGAGUGGAUAAGCUGUGGCCACUACAAUUACCUAUCUACCAUGACCGGUGGUGCAUGCAUGAUCCUCAAAGACUCCAAGCCUGUAACCAUCUCUAGAGUGACCGUUGAUCUGCUACUAUCGUGGAUGGGUGUCGAGCCGGGUAGCAGUGCAUCUAACAAAGGUAGCGAAGCAGAUGCAUUGGCAACAUUGGGUCGUUACAAGACUGUCAGUAAUAUCAAGAAGCUCAAGGAUGAGUUCGAUCCAAAAGCAGAACAGUACUUUCUCACCCCUUCUGUCCACUACAAUACGGAUCCGAUCCACGAUAAUGUUGCCAGGGCACCAAUGACCCCUGAUAUCGCAAAGAGAUUUCUCCCAAAGAAGGAUGUGCCGCUUACAAGCUUCGCAACCGCCUGGACUACGGAUCCGGCCUACCAAUCCCUAGCACUCAAGCAUCUAAAGAAGAUCAUAGCAUUCGACGUCAGGGCGAUAUCGGUCAACCCGGUUUUCGGAAGUUUAUGGAGAACAGUCUGCAGCGAUAGGUCCUGUGACUCACGACAGGAGCUUCUUGACGCCUUUAGUUCCGAAGUGGGAAAGCUAGAUAGUGCGGAAGAUAGAGAGGAUUUGAAGAUAUGGCUUGAAGGCUCAUACGAUUAUACCGCGGAGGUUCUUGAGCUCAUCGAUAGUGUUCCAGAGGAAGACCGGUUUCCCUGCGUCUACCUCGAUCCAACGCUAAACUUUACUCUAUCAGGCGCAGACGCAGAGAGUGAGUCUGGCAAGCCCAUCACUGCCCUUACCAGGGCAGAUCUGUUAGAGAUUGGCCGCUCCUGCGAUCCUUCAGUCCUUCGACGCCUUGGACGCACACUCACUCAGUUAGCAUAUGUCGAAACCGAGGCAGAGCUGCCAGAGCAUAUUGCAAAUUCAAGCCAGGAUCAAGUCCCUAAAAUCCCCAUGGCACUAGCGAGCAAGGAACAUAAGCGUCAAUUCUGGAGGGUUCUCCUCCAUCUUAUCGUUCCAGGGACAAUGCUGGCUGCCCGCUCUGCAGCGCUUCUUGCAGCCCUGAGUCUGCGGCUUGGUAUCACACCGCUCACUCAGGUGGCUGAACGGGAAGCACUAAGUUUCAGGAACAGGUGGAACGACACCGAAACCCCCGAGACCUGGGCUGUCCCAUGCUUGAAUCUGCUGAUUAACGCCGACAAGACGUAUAGUAAGCGACAAGCCAGCCUUGAAGCGGCACCUGGAAGCCCUGGAAGCCCUCAAAAGAAGCCUGCUACCCUGUUGAAGCCAAGUGACAGGGAGCUAUUUGAACGACUUGUGGCCUAUAGGAUGCUGGAAGUAAACCUUGACAGCGCUUUGGCAGCAAACGUUGGCUGGACUCCUCAAAAGACUACGGCACCCAUGGGGCCUACCGUCAUCUGUCGAUUUUGCAAAUACCCAAGAUCGGUCAGUAUCAUGGAUCGUAACGACAAAUGCGGCCUAUGUGUGUUCGCCUCCCAGAACGAAGGCUAUAACGAUAUAAUACAUAUUGGAGUCUCAAAGGACGACGCCCUGGAGACUCCAGCCACUUGGGUAGAGUGCUGUGUGCAGACAUGCAGAGCGCAAUAUGUGGUGUAUGAUGUCGCCUCCUUAAAGGUGAGGGCAAAGUGUCAUUAUUGCAGAGCGCAAAGCACAGGGUCAUCCGAUGCGCGCAAGAAACACCUUGAAGCUCCUUGGAUUGAGUGCAUAAAGUGUCUGAACCGGUUUAUCUGGCCAGCAGAAUACCGUCCUUCUUCACUUAAUACCUCAAAGUUCACCUGCAUCCCCUGUGACUCUGGACGGGAAACUGUAGUUGAAGUCGAAACUACGGCCAGGAAGAUUUCAGUGGAGAAUUCCUACUCGUGGUUGAUCACUGACAGCCAAAAUCCAGAUGUUUGCCCUUUUACUGGCCGCUCACUUUACCAUACCAUCUCGAACGUUGGAAGUGAAAACUUCACGUCCCGGAUGGCGUUGUUUCCUACAACGAAGAAGACACUAACUUUGAAAGGCAAGACGAUACAAAACGUUCCGGAUUUAAUAUCCACACUCCAGGACCUUAUUUCACGUCUUCAAACAAUCAAAGAGCACUGUUCGCUAUGUUUCUCUGCUUUCCGUCCUGACGCGCUAAGCCCAGCCUGCGGCCGCCGUGGUUGCGUGCAGCGUGUCUGCCGUGACUGUCUCUCAGGUUGGUACGGUCUCAAUUCGGCAGGGCGAAUCCUGAAUACCGGCGCCCUUUCUUGCCCAUUCUGUCGACGUCUGCCAUCCGCCAAAACCCUGGCAAACUACUCAAUGGGUGUCCAGGCUAUUGCUAACCUAGCAAAGGCGCUUGAGGAGAAGGGAACAUGGAUAUAUGCAUGGUGCGUUGCUUGUUCUUCAGCAAAGCGGUUCAUAGAGCGGGAAUGUGCUCGCGGAGCACCACCCGAAGUUUCCGACUGGGCUUGUCCAGACUGUGUUCAGCAACAGGAAGAGAUUGAGCUCGCGCGAAUAACUGAAGCUCAUGAAUCUGAGGUGGCUGCAGCUAUGCGAGAAGCUAUUAUGGCAAGGAAACUAGAAUGGUGCUAUUUCUGCGGACGCCAUUUUCAAAACACAGACAUCUACGAGCAUCUUAAUCGAGAACAUGGCGGAAUUUAUGAUCCCGAGGAUGAGGAAUUGGAAUACAGUGAUGAUGAAUAA
This is a messenger RNA of Microsporum canis CBS 113480, 3228 nucleotides long. RefSeq lists its product as hypothetical. Lineage: Eukaryota; Fungi; Ascomycota; Eurotiomycetes; Onygenales; Arthrodermataceae. The coding region runs from base 1 to 3228 and encodes 1075 amino acids. The record is from RefSeq and is a predicted model, not a curated record. The transcript has 2 exons.